Messenger RNA from Diabrotica virgifera virgifera (western corn rootworm), 702 nucleotides. RefSeq lists its product as uncharacterized. The transcript is spliced from 3 exons. Lineage: Eukaryota; Metazoa; Arthropoda; Insecta; Coleoptera; Chrysomelidae. Gene Ontology annotation, cellular component: BLOC-1 complex. The record is from RefSeq and is a predicted model, not a curated record. Bases 165 to 596 code for a protein of 143 amino acids.
CACUCCUUAGACAAUUUUAGGUUAAGCAAAAAGAAAUAAACAAAAACAAAUAAUCAUACAUAGGAAAUCAAAAAUAAAUUGUAUAUAAAUUUAUCACCGUUUAUUAAAAGUAAAAAAUAACACUUGUUACUUGUUUUAUUAAUUUUAAAGUCAUAUUUAUAAACAUGGAGUACAUUGAGAAAACCGCAAAGGAUUAUAAGAAAUGCUGUGAUGUAGAUAUGGAUUCAAAGUUGAACCUAUUAAAUAAGUCUAUUGACGAAAUGUUGACGAGAUUAGAAGAAUUCCAGACAAUGAUGUCAUUUGUGGAACAGGACAGAAAAGAUUACAAUGAUAUUUUAACUUCAGUUCCAAAUUACAAAGAUGAAUUUGAUACCUUAUGCAAUAGAAUAGAUACAGUGGAUAAAUUGACUAGUCAUAUUAAAUCUAACUUAGAUGUAUUGGAAUCUGAAAUCGAAAAAGCAGAAAGUAGUUUAGGAUGUAGCGAGAAAACAACUAAAGUUACUCAAAUUUUUACACCAUUGUUUAAGAAAAAUGUAGAUAAGAAGCAAUCAACACAGGGUUCUGAACUGUUUAAAACUGAAGAUUAUUUUGAUUAGCAUAGUGUAUUUUAAAAUUUUCUAUAUUUGUGUACACUAAGUAAAAUAUUUUUAUAUAAUAAUAUAUUGUUAAAAUUAUUACAAAAAUAAAAGUAUAAAAUUUAAA